This is a messenger RNA of Penicillium waksmanii, 330 nucleotides long. RefSeq lists its product as uncharacterized. NCBI's taxonomy places the organism in Eukaryota, Fungi, Ascomycota, Eurotiomycetes, Eurotiales, Aspergillaceae. The transcript has 2 exons. Bases 1 to 330 code for a protein of 109 amino acids. The record is from RefSeq and is a predicted model, not a curated record.
AUGCAGCUUAUCACUCUUCUCACUUCUACAAUUGCUCUCAUUGGCGCUGUCUCCGCCGCUCCUGCUCAGGGGACUACUCGCUACGCGACCUUAGAGCUGAUGAGCGAUACUACCUGCACUGCUGCACUCGGCGAGAUGGGCGUCUACGACACUGAUAUCAACAAGUGCAAUAUCAUUCCGGAUGGGGAGCAUGUCCGAUCCGUCGAGUUCCGUCUGCAGACGGUGCACACUUACAGCGAUGUUACUUGCCACUUCGAUGACCAGGUUUGGCAAGGGGGCGAGUGCGCUCGUGGCGAGAAGUACUAUCGCAGCUACAAACUACUCUGCUAG